AAUUUAGAAUUUAUUAAUGUUAUUACCAAUCAUGGAUACCCUUGCGAUCACCAUUAUGUAACUACAAGUGAUGGCUAUAUAUUGGGACUAUUUAGAAUACCAUAUUCACCAAGAAAUUCUACUUUUCAAAAUAGUAAAAGACAACCCAUAUUAUUACAACAUGGUUUAUUAGAUUCAUCUAUAACUUGGAUCAUUAAUGAACCAAAUGAGUCUUUACCAUACAUUUUAUCAGAUCAAGGAUACGAUGUUUGGAUGGGUAAUAAUAGGGGCAAUCUUUAUAGUAUCAAUCAUACUACUCUAUCAACAAAGAGUAGAGAGUUUUGGGAAUUUUCAUUUGAUGAAUUUGGGCUAAUAGACUUACCAACGAUGGUAGACUAUAUACUUAAUGAAACUGGGUUCUCACAAAUUGGAUAUGUGGGCCAUAGCGAGGGAACAAUGCAAGCAUGGGUAGCCUAUCAAGAAAUUAAAGAUUUUGCAUCCAAAGUACCAAUAUUCAUGGCAUUGGGACCAGUUGGUAAUGUAACUUAUAUUGAGAAUAAAGGUUUAAGCGCAUUAGCAAAGUAUAAAGUGGAUGAUAUAUUCAGAAUAUUUGGUUUCAAGCAAUUUUUACCAUCACCAUCAAUUCUCAAAGGAUUAUUUAUGGACUUUUGUAAAAACUGUCCUGUUUGUUGCGAAGAUGUUGUAGAAUGGAUAUGUGGGCCACAUAAAGGCGCAUUUAAUCAAUCCCGUAUGUCAUUUGUAGGAGGCCACGAACCUGGUGGCACAUCACUAAGAAACUUGGUCCAUUUCACUCAAUUAGUAAACGAAAAACAAUUUCAAAAAUACGAUUAUGGGUUAAUUGGUAAUCUCUUACACUAUGGUCAACGUCAUCCUCCAAUUUACAGUUUUUCAAAUAUGCCAACACAAAUCAAGAUUGCUCUUUUCUCUGGAACCCUUGAUGAAUUGGCUGAUCCUUUGGAUGUAAAACAACUGGUUGGUGAAUUACCACCCCAAACCAUUUUAGAUUGGACCAUUAUAGACAACUAUGCUCAUCUAGAUUAUGUUUGGGCUUUAGAUGCAAAUAUUUUAAUUUAUCCAAAAAUCCUUAAUUAUUUUAAUAAUUUU
Dictyostelium purpureum is the source of this 1104-nucleotide messenger RNA. RefSeq lists its product as uncharacterized. Gene Ontology annotation, biological process: lipid metabolic process. The annotation marks the transcript as partial. The record is from RefSeq and is a predicted model, not a curated record. Lineage: Eukaryota; Evosea; Eumycetozoa; Dictyosteliales; Dictyosteliaceae. Gene Ontology annotation, molecular function: hydrolase activity, acting on ester bonds. The transcript is spliced from 2 exons.